Caenorhabditis sp. 36 PRJEB53466 is the source of this 609-nucleotide messenger RNA. The record is from the annotation of a GenBank genome assembly. Lineage: Eukaryota; Metazoa; Nematoda; Chromadorea; Rhabditida; Rhabditidae.
AUGGCACACUCCUCGAUGAUCUGCGUGCUCGUCGUGCUCGUCCUGGCUGCCGACGCCAAGAAGGAGUGCUCGACGGAAUGUCCGCUCGAGGAGCGUUCCGCCGACUUGGGACUCGUGCUCCCGCCGGAGCUCUAUGAGUCAACUCGUCUCGUCAAUCUUCUCGCCAGACCAUCCCAGCAGUUCAAGAGUGAGUUCUCGCAAUAAUUUAAUUAGUUUUUUGAAAUGAGAGGAAGUCUGGCUAAAGUACGACGCAGUGCGAGCCCUCGGUGAUCAGGCUGAAUAGAAUAAAACGGGAACGUAUCUGAUUAUGGCAAACAUUCUGCACCCAAAGUGUCCUCAUUCUGAUUACCUUCUCGGAAACACCUACGUCGAGCCUAUUCAAUCAGUUCCAAUUAACCCCCGUUGUCUCUGCUCCUCUCACUUUUUCGCUUUAUUUUUUUCCUAAUCCAAUCACUCUGAAUAGGUUACAUUCAAAGUGUUUACCCGAUCAUUCGGACCUCCCAACGCGUGUUUAUUUCAGUGAAGCGAGACUACGACUUUGUUCGGUUCGGACGGUCCGCGCCCAGCAAGAAGGCCUCCUACGACUACAUUCGCUUCGGUCGCAAAUAA